Molecule: messenger RNA, 843 nt
Organism: Darwinula stevensoni
Lineage: Eukaryota; Metazoa; Arthropoda; Ostracoda; Podocopida; Darwinulidae
Source: the annotation of a GenBank genome assembly
AUGGUUAUCCUACGUCGCUACAGGGGACCAUGGAAUUUGGAUUUGUGCUUCCGGCCCUUUUUCCUCCCUGGACUUAUGAAUCUGGCUGGGAACCAACUACCCCUGACUGUCGUCAACAAAGUUCAGUAUGCGCAUUAUGAUGUACCGCGAGUAGCUGAGUACUUCAAACUGCCUUUGAGGAAGAUGCCAGAUCCAGUCAAGACAUUGGUCGAGAAGGGAUCACUGCCUGCCAUGAGAUUUGUGACAGCUGUUGCAAAUGUUAAACCAACACUUGUAGAAGAGGUGUCCAGGCAAUUAUUUUGGCGACUUUGGCAUCAUGAUGAAGACAUCACAGAGGCAGAGAGCUUUAAAGAAGUGGGUGAAAGGGCUGGUCUUUCUAAAGAGGAUAUCCAGCAAUGUCUUGAGAUGCUGAAAACAACUGCUGUCAAAGAAAAUUUGAAAAAAGAAACUGAGUAUGCAUAUAAGAAAGGAGCAUUUGGAGCUCCUUACAUCAUUGCUCAUGCCAAUGGAGAGGAGCAUUACUUAUUUGGCUCUGAUCGUUUCCCAAUACUUGCUGUGGUGCUAAAGAAGAAGUGGCUUGGACCUGACCCAUCGUCCCCAUCUGAACUGGAUGAUUUCAUGACAUCUAAGCAUUGAGCUGGGUUUUUUUCCAUUUCAUCCAUAAUCAGGGGUUGAAUCCUAGCAUAUCUACAUGUUAUCUGCUAUCUUUGAGCAUCUUGGAUACCUCUUGAGUGGCUUAGCAGAGAAAGAUUUAUGUUUAAUGGGUUCUUGGUUUUGAAUGAUAUGUGCUAUAUCAUGUGCAGGGAUUUGGUCUCAUUGUCUUAUCAGUGCUAUUUGAAAUGC